Molecule: messenger RNA, 1442 nt
Organism: Salarias fasciatus (jewelled blenny)
Lineage: Eukaryota; Metazoa; Chordata; Actinopteri; Blenniiformes; Blenniidae
Exons: 4
Coding region: 137-1162 (341 amino acids)
Molecular function (GO): DNA binding
Source: RefSeq, a predicted model, not a curated record
UGUGUGAGGAACCGGACUUGAAGCCGGACCUGAACCUGGACUUGAUCCUGGACCGGAGCCAGGCCCCGAACCAGGACUUGAACCCGGAGCUGAACCAGGACCGUCUCCUCGGCGGUGAAGUCCCGUCUGCGCGCUGAUGGGGGACAGUUCAGACUGCAGCGUCCUGCAGCGGAGCCACACCGGGACCGGGGUCGGGGCCGGGACCGGCACCGGGACGGUGGUGAAGCUGGAGUCGGGUCUGCCAUGUCUGCCAGGUCUGCCGGGCCUGACCCCCCCUCAGGAGUCAGAGCUUCACUUCCUACGGUCGCGGGUUCGAGAGCUGGAGAGGGAGAAGUCUGAGCUGGUGGCAGAGAACCACAGACUGAAGAACAUGCUGGUCCACGAAAUCCCUGGGCUCCUGUCCACCAUGUGGCAAACGAUAGGUCAGGCCAACGGCCACCAGUCCGCCUCCAUGGCAGCGGAUAACACUUACCAUCAGUACUCGCAUCAGAACCACAUGACAGCUCAGGACCCGGAAUUCAGCCCCGAGGUCCACAUCAAGCAAGUCCACGAGGAGCUCAGCGAGGACCUGUCCUGGGCCCCGCUGGGCUCCGACGACGAGGAGGUGUCAGGAGGAGCCCACCUGGUCCUGGGGAGCCACAUGGGGGAGGAGGCGCCGCUCUGCAGCCAGACUGACAUGGAGGAGCUGAGGAGGAGCUGCUCAGAGAGCCAGUGCACCGCCGGAGACCAGAACGUCCAGGUAAGAACCCCAGCGGGUCACGGCCGAUCCGGCCUGGACUGCGUCCAGGCUGAGACUGCCGGCUGUGUCCAGGUGAGCCAGGUGGAGGUGUACCCAGGUUCUGGAGUGCUCUGCGACGGUCGAUCGUGGCAGGCGGCCAAUCAGGCGCAGUCUCCCACGGCGAUGGCCCGCAUGCUGCUGCUGGGCGUGUUUGAUACGACCACACUGAUGAACAGUAAUCUGCGAGGGGGGCGGAGCCGCCGGCCCGCCUUUCAGCAGCAACGCAACGCGCUCGACCCACACAAGACCAACGCCAUCUUCAAUGCUAUUUUGGCUCGGUUUCCUCUCGCCAAGAAAGGCGUCAUCGGCUCCUGUAUCAACUCUAAACUGUCCGAGAUGAGGUUCCGGUCCCGGAGAGCCAAUAGAGAACAACACUUCUUCUGACAGACGGCUUGGCGCUCUGCCUACCUCAUAGAUGGAAAAAAGACUGUAAGAGAUCAAAACGUCCAGCAGCUGGACCAAUGGGAUCGCAGCAUCCAGAUGCUGGACCAAUGGGAUCGCAGCAUGCAGCAGCUGGACCAAUGAGAAACCUCCAAGCAAACAUGAUUUGAAGUUCAGGUUCUGGUGUCAAAAGUGUUUGUAACAUGUUUUAAUGUUUGUUUUUACAUUUGUGUUGUUGACAUGUUCAAUGUUUGUCAUAAAUUAUCAAUAAAGUUUAAUUCAA